Messenger RNA from Candidula unifasciata, 459 nucleotides. NCBI's taxonomy places the organism in Eukaryota, Metazoa, Mollusca, Gastropoda, Stylommatophora, Geomitridae. The record is from the annotation of a GenBank genome assembly.
AUGGUGUCAGUUGGAGCACCUGUAACAUCAUCGCCCAGCAGCAGCAACAUCGUCAGUGUCAUUAAUGUCACCAAGGGUGAGUUCAUUCACCAGUCAGAAGUGCCUAUACGCCAGAGUGUGCAGAUAGAGGAGAUCAUCGUCGUCACCAUCAUCGUCAUCUUCUGGCUGGUGGCAUUCAUGGCCUUUUUGAAGAAGUGGGACAGUAUCCGCAUCAUGCAGCCCAACGAGCCCAGAUACAAGCACAGUCCUAAGAACCUAGAAAAUAUCAAGAUUGUCAAACGGCCGCAGGACAGCAUCAUUUACAAAAACUACAGCAGGAAAAUGUCCACGACGAUGGUGGCCAGGGAGAAGCGACGGCUGCAGCGAAUGCACACUGUCCCGUGUAUGGGCACCCUGUCAGCUUUCCCGCUGCCCUUACUGCCCAUAAUACACAUGGAGGAGGUCACUACGGAAAUGUGA